AUUUUUCCUCAGCUCUCGAUGAAAGUGACUUGAACCCAACCAAUGAGUGAAGACAGAAAUUUAGAAUAAAUAUAUGAAUCAACAAAUAAAUAAUCCCACUUUAUGUUUGUGGGAAAUUGAAAAUCAGUUUCAUUUGAGCUCUGUUUCUCAUGUCCAGUCAGAAAAGCAUUGACCGUGUUAAUCUUUAACAGAUGCGUGCGAUCCAGUGAUGGCGCUAGCUUGUUCGUCUGUGUAGUUGGUGGUAGGUCGUGAUUUAGGAGGGACAAACUGAGCGAAAUCUGCUUCAAAUAAGGGUUGGAAUUAAUAUAAAUAAAUAAAAAUUAGACAACUGUAAGGGAGUGUGAAUUGUGGAGUCAUUGUAUUGACUUAAAUGGACAAGCUAAAGAAAGUUUUGAGUGGUCAAGAUGGGCAAGAUGACGACGUCAACAUACUACAGGCAGCGAACGAGGCCUCCAGGCUCGGAUGGGGUACACGUGUGAAGGGGUUCAUUGCAUGUUUUGCUAUUGGGGUGGUAUGUUCUGUAUUGGGAGUAUGCAUGCUGUGGCUUCCCAGAAUUGGACUAGUUUUGUUCGUUGUCUUUUACACCUUGGGCAAUUUUGCCUCGCUGACCAGCACAAUGUUCCUGAUGGGGCCUGUAAAACAGCUUAAGAAGAUGUGUGAGAAGACCCGGGCACUGGCUUCUGCCAUUAUGCUGACCUGCUUUGCUUUGACACUCUGUGCUGCCUUUUGGUGGAAGAACAAUGGACUUGCUCUGCUGUUUUGCAUUUUGCAGUUCUUGGCAUUUGCUUGGUAUGGCCUAUCCUACAUCCCUUUUGCAAGAGAUGCGGUGAUGAAGAUGUUCUCCGUGUGUCUGAAGUGAGGAGGUCUUCUAUGAGCUCACCGGGCCCAUCUCUUCACAGCUCAGUCCCUGCUUUUUGGGGUGCAGAGCACCCUCUUUUCUUUCUGGCACAGACUCUCUGUACAGGUGGCACUCCAAUGGGCCCAUCUCCACCUUCCAACACCAAAAAUAAAAAGGCUUCAUUGUGCUCCCCCUGCCACGCAGUGCCAUCCUGUUAGGCUUCCAAAAUGUAAAUGCCUGUUUUAGGUUGAAAAUUUGGAGAUCCAAUCUUCUGUAACAAGACUGAACUUGUGCAUUCAGAUUUUUGGUUAUGUCACAGCUUCUGUUUGGAUUUGCAGUCGUGUCACCUCGUUCACCAACCCAACGGCGGAUGAGCUUGCGUUUGUGUAUGUGUAACGUGCUUAUUUACUCUCCUGGUCAGUGUUUUAUAUUAAGUGUCACUUGGAGGACUGUACAGCAAGGCCAUAGUUCACGUGUACAUGAUUGCAAAAUGUAGUGUAUAGUCAUUUCUGUUGAGUUAGUGUUAAGAGGUGGUAUACCAGUCUAUCCUCUUUCAAAUGCCUUGCUGUGAUAAACAUCCAGCUAAAUCAGCUUAAUGUACGGUAGCUAAGGGAGUUUGGUAAAAUCAUUUUCAUGGUUUCAUUUUAGGUGAGAGAAAUUGCAUAGGUACAACUUCAAUGUAGAUACUUUUCCAUUAAUGUUAUAUGAGCCUUUAGAAAGCAAGGGUGAUUGCAAAUGGCCUUUUGAGGUUUAAACAAUGUAGAAAGGGAGCAAAAAUAAAUAUUUAAUCACAAUUUUUUACAUAUCCAAAUUGUUACUAUAAAUAGUGUACACCCGCGGACAGCAACCAUGCCAUAGCCCAUUCAGUGAUGCGUAGAAUGCAGAAAGAAUUAAAUUACUACACCGCUUAUGUACACCCUGUGGUGUAAUUCUUUGGUUCCAGUGCACAAAAUUGUUUUGUAUUUAUCCUGCUAUACAGUUAUCACCAAGGGGAAACUCCACCCUAAUUAAAUGUUAUUGUAUUUUACUGACCCUUCCACUGUUGGAAGGUGUACAAAAAUAAUAUUCAUAGUUUUUGUUGUCUAGAUAGCAUACUUGCUGCAUCCUUUACUCUGCUGUAUGUUGCUACUUAAUUCAGAGUGUGUGCAGCUGCCCAAGUGAAGCAAAACGCAUCACUAUUUUUUUUCAGGAUAGGAGAUGGUUGUCAAAUUGCUGUCGUAAUUGCCACAUUUGUAUUGGCUGCAUUAGUGGUCAAAUCAAUUUACCAUCAAUAACUGAUUUUAAGAUGUCAUUCCCCCCUUUGAUUCAAAUAAGAUUUUUAAAAAUGUUUAAUUUGGUAAUGGAUAUCAUGCUGGAAAUUCAUCCAGGUUCUCCUCUGCAUUACAAAACAAAGAUGGAGUCGGUCAUACCUUAUUACUUGCUGCUAAUAAAGGAGGAAUACCUUAAUUCAUACCCAGCUUACAAAAUGUUCUCUCAAUGUUACUGGAAUGUUUUGUCAGUGUCAUACCAUUGCCACUACAUGGUGGCAACAUUGUGAGAAUGUGUUAACUGGGUAGUCACUGCCCUUAAACUGGAUUAAUGGCUAUUAUUCUGUUAAUAGGAAAUAUUCAUGCCUUUUAAAAGCUCCUGGCAAGCAAUGUUUCUUGCAUAUUAAGGGUUUAGUUACAAGAUGAAGAUACUUAUGAAGGUAUACUUACAUUUCUCCCCCAGAUAUGUAAUGGGGGGGGGGGGGGGGGGGGGCAUUUCUAUUCUGUAAUGGAUAUUUAUUUCAAGUUUACUUGUAAUUGACAUUCCACUAAACAAAUGACCCCUGGUGGUUAAUAUAUAAAUCUUUAUGCACUUAAAAAAGACCAAAACCAUAUCCUUCUGUGCAGAGCAAUAUAAGAACUUUGUCAGGAUACAAAAAAAAAGAAAAAAUAAUUUGAAAUUUCGCAUCUGAAUAAAAUGAGCUUAAUGUCAGUAUUCAUGUUCUUUGCCUAUUUAUGGGUAACUAUUUUGGAUACUUAUUUUGAUUCCACAGGGGAUUUAAUGCAUAUUCUCUUCUUAAUCUGUGCCUCUGUACCACCUCACUGUGCACUGUGUCUCUCCUAAUACGCUGGCGCCUGUAAUCAGACCCUGCUGCUCAACUGCAGGCAGUGGCCCUUCUCUAGCUUAAUUAGUAUCAGUACCGAGACGCACUGCCAUAAUUGUGGGGUUAUGGUAAUUAAUACUGUAGCUUUCAUUAUGCUGUAUUCACGCUGGUCUUUGUGAAAUGUUUUAUCAGAGAGGAAUUAAUGAUGCGGUGUGUGCUGAGGGGAAAAAACAUUCAUUCCCACUAAGGUGUACAUUUCCUUACAGUCUUCUUAUUGUCAUUAAGCUCCCUCAGUUUUGAUGUCUUCAGUCAACAACCCCUCAUGACAAUGACAUCAGAACAAAUGACCUUUGCAUUAGGAAUCUUUUUUUUUUCUUCCAAGUUUUAAAGUUCGGGUCCAGUUGAAUCUCCUGAUUUUUUGUGCAGUCAAACAAUAAAUAGGCACUUGUCCCCUU
Molecule: messenger RNA, 3364 nt
Organism: Anguilla rostrata (American eel)
Lineage: Eukaryota; Metazoa; Chordata; Actinopteri; Anguilliformes; Anguillidae
Gene: sft2d2b
Product: SFT2 domain containing 2b
Exons: 8
Coding region: 371-859 (162 amino acids)
Biological process (GO): vesicle-mediated transport
Cellular component (GO): membrane
Source: RefSeq, a predicted model, not a curated record